Cadophora gregata is the source of this 1487-nucleotide messenger RNA. RefSeq lists its product as uncharacterized. NCBI's taxonomy places the organism in Eukaryota, Fungi, Ascomycota, Leotiomycetes, Helotiales, Ploettnerulaceae. Gene Ontology annotation, cellular component: ubiquitin ligase complex; cytoplasm. The transcript is spliced from 4 exons. The coding region runs from base 73 to 1305 and encodes 410 amino acids. Gene Ontology annotation, biological process: protein polyubiquitination; positive regulation of proteasomal ubiquitin-dependent protein catabolic process; ubiquitin-dependent protein catabolic process. Gene Ontology annotation, molecular function: ubiquitin protein ligase activity; zinc ion binding; ubiquitin conjugating enzyme binding. The record is from RefSeq and is a predicted model, not a curated record.
UGAAAGGCAGUCUCUCUCAGCCCAUCAACAAUCGAGAUCUAAAGUGCAACUAUUUACUCAACGCAACAGGAGAUGGAUGACAACGUUUUCGACGCUUGGAAGAUUUGUUGGCAGGUCAACUUACACUUCCACAAAAGGGUUUCGUCGAAACCACUCAAAUGCAUUGUCUGUUCACAGACGAACUCGGAGGUCCAUGGCAGCAUGAGAUCGACCUUCUGGGUUGAAGCUACGAGGUGCUCCGCAGGUCACAGACAAGUAACAUUUGCCGAGACACAACUGCCAUAUGCUCUCGGAGUUUGUGCAGUUUGCGACCAAAAUUAUAUGUUGGAUGUAGUGAGAGGCAAACACGGCUGCAGAAGGGAAGGCUGCCGGAGAGCUGUACGGGUACAUGAAGCAGAAAUCCACGCAAAGCUGCAGUCAGAUGCGGAACUACUACAAAACUUUCUCGCUAUUUUCAAGCGGUUUCGAGUGUACGAAUGUGCCAUCCAUUGUGACGAGGUUUCAUAUGGCGCGAAUACAUCUGUUGCCCUCAAGUCUCCAACACCACAAUGCAACCACGAUCGCAAUGUCUGCAAUGACUGUAUGAAAACUACAUAUGAGGGAGCAGUCCGAGGUGGACGACUUCAAGAUUUGGUGUGUCUCGACACAGAUUGUAAAAAAACUUUGCCUCUGCAGUCACUACGGCAAUAUGUAUCAACCGAGGUAUUCAAGAUCUAUAAUAAGAAACUUGCACUUGCCCUCAUCUCCAAGGAUGAGAAGUUCAGGUGGUGCGUGUGUGGCCAUGGCCAAAUCCAUGCAUUAGGAGAGAGUAAUCCAGAGUGGAAUUGCCUGUCUUGCAAGCGACGCCAUUGUUACAUCUGCCGAGACGAAUCCUCCGAGCUCUGCGAACACCUGAGAAGCAUCGACACUAAGAGGCAAAUACAAAAGAACCAGCAAAGGCAAGCUGCCAUAAAAGUAUUCGAAGCAUCGGCACAUAGAGCACGUGAGAACGAGACAGCAACGAAACGAGAAAUUGCGCGAACGACAAAGAAGUGUCCCAAGGCAGGAUGUGGCAACAAGAUCGAGCGGAACGAGGGAUGUGGUCACUUCACUUGCAAAAAAUGCUCUACGGAGUUCUGCUGGUGCUGUAAAGUCAUUUGGAAGAACAAACAGGUGUUACAUCUGGCUGGAUGCAAGAUUGGCACGAAGUCAACGACGUCGAAGGCUAGUCUGGACAGGACUGGAUAUGCCGUUGGGUGGGAUACGGACCUCGGCUAUGAUGUUUCACUUGACCAAGGACUUUGGUUGAUUGAAGGACACCAGUAGUGAAGUCAAGCCCAUGUAUUGUCCAAUUCGCAAAUAAAAAGAUACACUAAUCUUAAACUCGUGGUUUUGAUCUCCGUACCAGAGUACCAUCUUUCGGAGUCCGACGCAAACCGAGAAGUGGAGCUGCACGCCCUUUGAUAACGUAACGCGAAAGCCCCCAUUCUUGAGAAGUCCCGACGUCU